Messenger RNA from Fusarium pseudograminearum CS3096, 825 nucleotides. RefSeq lists its product as uncharacterized. The record is from RefSeq and is a predicted model, not a curated record. Bases 1 to 825 code for a protein of 274 amino acids. Lineage: Eukaryota; Fungi; Ascomycota; Sordariomycetes; Hypocreales; Nectriaceae. Gene Ontology annotation, molecular function: chitin binding. The transcript has 2 exons.
AUGAUUGCCAACACCUUCGCCCUUCUUUCCGCUGCCGUUGCAGUCAGUGCGGUUCCAGCUCAGUCCUUUGGAUCCGAGAUGCUCCAGGUCCGCGCUAUCCCCACUUCUAUGAAUGGUAUCUGCGGUGCAUUCAACGGAUCGACCACUUGUCUUGGCACUGGCUACGGCAACUGCUGCUCCCAGUUCGGCUACUGUGGCAAAUCUGAUGUCCACUGCGGUACCGGCUGCCAGACCGGUUUCGGCUCUUGCGGUACUCAGCAGGGCCCCGAGUUCAAGGACCUUGGCUGCUUCGCUGACAGCACCAAUUCCCGCGUCCUCCCGACCAUGAUCAACCACGGCGGAAACACGCCCGCCAAGUGCAAGGCUGCUUGCGCCGACGCUGGCUUUCCUUAUGCUGGUGUCGAGUACAGUAGCCAGUGCUUCUGUGGUGCUUCUCCUCAGAGGGACCUUGUCGCGUCAACCGACUGCACCAUGGACUGCCCUGGCGACGCUACCAUCAAGUGCGGUGGCAGCAACGCCAUCCAGCUCUUCUCUACUAUUCCUACCUGGACCAACCUUGGAUGUUACUCUGACGCUACUCUCUCACGCACUCUGAGCAAGUCUCUCAACGUCGCUGGCAACACCAACAAGAAGUGUCAGGAUGCUUGUGCUGAUGCUGGUUACAAGUACGCCGGUACUGAGUUUGGAAACCAGUGCUUCUGUGGCAACUCGAUUGACAAUUCUGGUGCCCCUAUUGCCCAGAGCACCUGUAACAAGGCCUGUGCUGGUGACUCUACUACCAACUGUGGUGGUCCCAACGCCCUUAGCCUGUUCUACCUUCUCUAA